Molecule: messenger RNA, 2555 nt
Organism: Ochotona curzoniae (black-lipped pika)
Lineage: Eukaryota; Metazoa; Chordata; Mammalia; Lagomorpha; Ochotonidae
Gene: FAM13C
Product: family with sequence similarity 13 member C
Exons: 14
Coding region: 1-1818 (605 amino acids)
Source: RefSeq, a predicted model, not a curated record
AUGUUUUCUUGUUUCUGUUUCAGCCUUCAGGAUAAUUCCUUCAGCAGCACCGCUGUAACAGAGUGUGGUGAAGACGCAGUCUCUGUUCAUGAGGACCACACGGAUUGCUCUAGUGUCAGAGAUGAAAGCAAUAAGGAGAAUUACCCCGACUCUGAGGCACGCGUAGAGGAGCACCUGCUGCCCCUGCACGAGGCACAGCAACAUAUAGGGCAGGCCCUGCUUCUGGACGGCGUUUUGCGACACAGCAUGGGCAACUUCAAGUCCCGGAAGCCCAAAUCCAUCCUGAAAGCCGAGAGUGGUAGGAGCCACGGAGAAAGUCAGGAGACGGAGCAUGUGGUGCCCAGCCAGUCAGAGUUUCAGGACAGAGCAGGAGUGCCAGCUCAUGCGAGUCCACAAAACAAUGCCUUCAGAUGCCAAGAAACAGUGCGACCUCAACCAAGCACAGACCAGAGGACUUCCGCCUGGACAAAGGAUGCUUUUGAGACGCAGCAGGACUUAAAUGAAAAUUCUUUGCUGAAGCUUCAAGCCCUUGAAUCUGAUCUGUGCUCUGCAUUUUUGGCAACCCAGGAAGAAGCUGCUCAGGUGCAUGGAGUCAAGGAGCCAGCCCCAGCGCCCCCCCAGAAUGUGCCUGCUGAUGGGGCGGAUUCUGCAGCCCCUGUGCCAGUUCACAAAGAUGAGCAGAAUGAAGCAGACAGUGCCCCAGAGGAGCAGCAGUCCCUGGGGACCAGCAAGCUGCUCUGUCACAUCACGGACGGCGACAACCCACUGCUGUCACCUCGCUGUUCCAUCUUCAGCCAAAGCCAGAGAUUCAACUUGGACCCUGAAUCGGCCCCCUCUCCACCCAGUACUCAGCAGUUCAUGAUGCCCCGCAGUUCUUCCCGGUGCAGUUGUGGUGAUAGCAAGGAGCCACAGACCAUUACCCAGCUCACCAAGCACAUCCAGAGCCUUAAGAGGAAAAUUCGGAAAUUCGAAGAAAAAUUUGAACAGGAAAAGAAAUACAGGCCUUCACAUGGUGACAAGACUUCUAAUCCUGAAGUCCUGAAAUGGAUGAAUGAUUUGGCUAAGGGUCGCAAACAGCUCAAAGAAUUAAAGCUGAAGCUGUCAGAACAACAAGGGAGUACUCCCAAAGGUCCACCAAGAAAUCGGUCUUGUGAGCAACCUACAGUUCCCAGAGAGCCUGGGAGGCUAGAAGCUGCAGGCCCUGAGCCAAGCUGCUCUGGGGAGGAGACCUCGGAUGCCAUGUUGACAUGUCUGAAGGAGAAGAGACAGCAGCUCCCCCUCCAGGAAGAGUCUAAGGUAGCCAAGCAAGAUAAGAACCUCAUAAAACCUCUUUAUGACCGAUGCAGAAUUAUCAAGCAAAUCUUGUCAACGCCUUCCCUUAUUCCAACAAUUCAGGAGGAAGAGGACUCUGAUGAAGACUGUCUACAGGGAAGCCAACAGCUUGCUUUGCCAGAUCCAGUAUCUUGCCUUCCUGUUGGUGACCAUGUCACCUACUCAAACGAGACUGAACCUGUUAGGACCCUGCUACCAGAAGAAAAGAAAGAAAUCAAACAGCCAGCUCUCUCCAUGUCCAAUUUACAUGAGGCUACAAUGCCUGUACUUCUUGACCAUCUUCGAGAAACGAGGGCUGACAAGAAGAGACUGCGUAAAGCCUUAAGAGAUUUUGAAGAACAGUUUUUUAAACAAACGGGAAGAAGUCCACAGAAGGAAGACAGGAUUCCAAUGGCAGAUGAGUACUAUGAAUACAAGCACAUAAAAGCCAAACUGAGGUUAUUAGAGGUCCUUAUCAGCAAGCAAGAUGUGGCCAAAACGAUCUGAGGUUCAGGAAGUGUUUAUGGACACUUCCACUUGAGAUAAAGUCAGGCUUAUUUUCCUUGUUUCCAGCAGCUUUGACAUAAUGAAAAUGGAAACAAAUUAGUGAUAAACUAUGUAUUUCUAAAAUAACAACAAAUAAAAUCAUCUAUGAGGAGGGAUUUAAAAGAGGGAAAAGAGCAAUAUGUAACUGCCUAACUGGGAAAAGUUGAGCCUCUUCUAUGCCAAGGAGAAAUUCAUUGUCAAUAUAAUGACUGCAAAAUAAUCUAAAUACAUAGCCAGGCUGCCUGUUAGAAAAAGCUUAUCUAGUGUCCAAAGAUUACUUACAUUGAAACAUGGAGAAAGAGUAUGAAAAAAAAAUUUAUUCUCUCUCUAGGAAGGAAUUCAGCUAGCAAGUGAUUUAUUUAAAACUUCUAUUAGAUUUUUAAGUGAGGAAACACCUACUUACUACCUUGUUCCUUAAGUCUGCUAGCUUUUUAGUACCUAAAAUAUACUAGAAUGUGUCACACUAAUUUUUUAUUUCUAUAUAAAAAUAGCAGUUAUUUUGUCUGUAAUUUGAAAUUUUACAUUUUUGGUUACCAAAGUUCAUUCUGAUAGCAUGUACUUUGUGAAUGAUCUUUGUCUAAAAUUGAUAGAUGUUUAUAUUAAAGUACCGUAUUAAAAUUUUUAAAUUGGUAUUUUGGAUAGAUGUGUCUACAGUAUAUAAUUAAUGUGACCAUAGUAAUCUGAUGUUUUUAUUUACA